AUGGUAGACUCAGUUUCAAGUAUCACGACGUAUAUCCAAGACGUAGCUAAAGGAGAAGGCCAUAGCAAACUAGAGUCUUUAAUUCUUGAAGGUCUCAAGAUCAUCCAUAUCGAAAAAGGGAUUUUACGGUGUAAAUUAGUCAUUACGGAUCGAGUUUCGGGAGAAGAUGGGGUUUGGCACGCUGGAGCGAUUGCGUCGGUGAUUGACAUGAUCGGAGCCGCCGUGGUGUACUCCGCCGGGAAAGGACUCCAUGUCUCUCUUGAUAUCAACACUUCAUUUUAUUCCACGGCCAAGAUUCAAGAAGAAGUUGAGAUAGAAGGAAGAGUGGUAGCAAGCAAAAAAGAUUUAAAAGGAGCAAUGGUUGAGAUUAGAAGAGAAGGCAAUGGAGAAGUUAUAGCCACAGGAAGAAUCUGGAUGUCACAACUUAGUCUCAAAGUCAAAGACAAAGUUCCUCACCUUAGCAAGCUUUAA
Molecule: messenger RNA, 471 nt
Organism: Arabis nemorensis
Lineage: Eukaryota; Viridiplantae; Streptophyta; Magnoliopsida; Brassicales; Brassicaceae
Source: the annotation of a GenBank genome assembly